This is a messenger RNA of Epithele typhae, 918 nucleotides long. RefSeq names its product scavenger mRNA decapping enzyme. Gene Ontology annotation, biological process: deadenylation-dependent decapping of nuclear-transcribed mRNA. NCBI's taxonomy places the organism in Eukaryota, Fungi, Basidiomycota, Agaricomycetes, Polyporales, Epitheliaceae. Gene Ontology annotation, cellular component: P-body; nucleus. The record is from RefSeq and is a predicted model, not a curated record. Bases 1 to 918 code for a protein of 305 amino acids. The transcript is spliced from 8 exons. Gene Ontology annotation, molecular function: RNA 7-methylguanosine cap binding; hydrolase activity.
AUGAUAACUAGUGUCACUGCUAUUCAGAGGUUCCAGCUCGAGCGGGUCCUCAAUGAAGAUCCUAUAACGCAUGCCCUCACGCUGCUUGGUCAGCUGCCUAUUGGCGACUCGGACGAGUCCGCUACCGCGAUAGUCCGCAUCGAGAAGACUGCUCUCUCUGGAGAGUCCGCAGGAAGCCUGCUGUCGGGAAUUCCGACCACGCGCAUGAUAGAAAGCACUGACAUCUACUCAUGGUUCUUUGGGUGGCUGGCCAAGGGGCCGGACCCCGACGUCAAGAUCAACAUCAUUCAUCCCGCCACGGAGGUACACAUCCGGAAGUACUCCAGGCAGGAUCUCAUGAUGGUCCACGAAACGCCCGACUUGUACGAUCGGAUUGUCAAGCCGUACAUCACUGCUUUCCCGCCAUCUCGACCCAAUGCACUCAGUCAGCGACAGGGUCGAACACAUCCUGGCGGAACGUCGAAGAGAGAAAGUUCUCUUCGUGAUCCCUCUCCGGAAUGGGAUCUUACGACGAUCGGCUCGCUCUACCUCAUGGCGAUCACCUUCAACCGCAACAUUCGCAGCCUCCGUGACCUCACGAAGGCGCACAUUCCGAUGCUCACCAGCAUCCGUCGCGAAGGAGCGCGCGUAGCGCAGGAGAAGUGGGGUCUUGCUUCGGGCUCUUUGCGGAUGUUCAUCCAUUACCAGCCCUCGUACUACCACUUCCAUGUGCACAUAGUCAACGCGAACUAUGUAGGUCUACUGGGGAUGUCGGCCGGACAGGCUCAUCUACUUGACGACGUCAUUUCUCUGCUCGAAUGCAGUCCGGACGAUGGGCCGUCGAUCUUACAGAAGAUGACGCUGACUUACAACCUCGGAGACCAGCACGGGCUCUAUGAGCCGAUGAAGGCCGCACAGCAGGAGCUUGGAUGGUACUGA